Populus trichocarpa (black cottonwood) is the source of this 1844-nucleotide messenger RNA. Its product is annotated as NF-X1-type zinc finger protein NFXL2. Lineage: Eukaryota; Viridiplantae; Streptophyta; Magnoliopsida; Malpighiales; Salicaceae. The transcript is spliced from 8 exons. Bases 190 to 894 code for a protein of 234 amino acids. The record is from RefSeq and is a predicted model, not a curated record.
GUUGUUGUGCCGCUUUGUGGUGGUACUUGUGAUAAAAUGCCGAGUUGGGGUUUGCAUAGGUUCCAUGAGAGAUGUCAUGGAAGGCAUUGCAUUGAGACUUGUCGAAUUGUUGUCAUCAAGUUGUGUCAGUGUGGGAAGAUGAAGAUAGAGAUUUGGCGUGUGAGAGGAAGAGUCAAAGAUUGAGAAAUUAUGGACGGCAUGCUUGUAAAUGUAGGUGCUGUGAUGGGGACUGUCCACCAUGUGGAGAGAUUUGUGGCAAGAGGCUUCAGUGUGAGAAUCAUAAGUGUCCUGACCCAUGCUAGCGAGGUGCCUGUGCUCCUUGUACUGUCAUGUUUACAAUUUCAUGUGCAUGUGGAGAUACUCACUUUGAGGGAACUGCAUGAUUGUCCACAUUUAUGUCACGAGACAUGUUGUCCAGGUCAAUGCCCAUCACCUGACAAGUGCACCAAAGGUCUCUAUUCAUUAUCAAUGCCAAGCCUUGAAAAAGGAGAUGCCAUGUCAAGAGGGUUUAAGCAGUAUACUGCAAAGCAGGCUCUGAUCCCAAAGAUAUAUCUGAAAACCAUUUUGGACCUGAACUUCUUCCUUGGAAUUAUGCUUGCAAGAGUAAAGCACAGGUCGUGGAUCAGGAAUUGCAUUUGUGUAAAUCCAAAGAUUUGGAGGAAAAGGUUCCAGCUACUAAAAAUCAUGUACCUAAGCACCAAAAUCGGCGUGAACGACUGCAAGAGCAAAGAAGACCUCACAAAUGCGGAAGAUGCUGCCACUAUGAGGUGGCUUUUUCUAAUGGUCACCCUUGUGGUGACUCUGGUGGCAGCAGCAUAUUUUGGUUACAAAGGUCUCAUGUGGCUCUCUGAUUGGAUGGAUGAAGUUGAAGAGCAACGAGACAGAGAACCAUGAAUCUAAUCAUUGUCAAAGUCGUCAUCAAGUUACAUUGCUUGAACUCUGAUAGGCGUUUACUGGUUACCAUUUUUUUUUUACAACAAAUGGCUGUCUGGUGAAUGUACUGGGGGGUUUGUUUUCCUUGUUAGUAGUAGUCUUUCUGCCUCACAUACAAAAGCGGCGAGCAUCACCUGAUUUGGGCAAAAAAACAUGCGAUUGAUUUUGACAUGAAUUUGGAACAUGGAUGUGAGCAUGGACACAACCGGUAAUUCUGUCAAUACAUAUUUGAUUUAUGAAGCGAGACAUGAUUCUGGUAUUGUUGGAACUUGAUAAGAUGGAUUGUUUAAAGUUAUUUGUACAUAUUAGGUCGAUUUCAUGUGCUGUUGCAACCCAAUUUCCUGAAUGAUUUAAUUGAUGUGAUGCAGAUCUUUCUCUAUUCGGUGCAUCCAAGAAAAAGAGCUUUUUAGCAUCGGCCAAACUACUUGAAGAAUCAGCCAUUUGGCUCUCUCAUGUUUUUCCAACAAGAAGCUGGAUUGGUCUAAAGUUUUGUUCUGGACAAAAUUUACCAUUGAAACAAGACUGCAGGGACCAGAACGUGUCUGACUUGCUCUGUUUCUUCACUUUUUUCAGCCUUUCUUUCCUCCUAUCCAGGUAAAACGUCAGCAAAUGCAUGAAUAUAACAGAAGUUGUGCUUGGAUUACGGUCAACAGCAGGGAUAUAUUGGAUUGGAUCACGCCCAGAAGAUUCGAGUGGUGGUUGAAAGGUAGAAAAGGGAACUCCAAGGUGGUGUUUUUGCCUACGUGUGCGAGAGAGCGGGGAUGACAAGGCGAGAUGUUAUGGUUUGUAACAAAAUCAAAUCAAAUCAAUUACUCCUCGCUCGUGUUUUCAAUAGAUAGAAUCAGGGUGAGCUGCUGUUAAACCCUAUCGGAUCUCAAAAUUAAUUCCAAAAUUCACAAUUGCAAAUUUAA